CAUGAAUAAGUGGAACAAUAGGAAAAAUCGGAAAAAAUAUAUCACAAAAAAGUCUACGAAGAGAGAAGAAUCAAAUGAUGACGACCAAUCCUCGAAUGUUUUCCAUGCAUUUCCGAUAAAUUCAAUAAUUUAUCCUGAAAAUAGUCAGCAAGAGAGCUUGUGAGAAAACCUCAAACAGAAGUUGAAGAGGAAUAUUAUUAAUACCUCUCAAUAUGCCCCUCAUAGAGCUGGCAAGCUCUGCAUUAGUAGCUGAGGAUCUCUCCCAGACAACUUAUAA
Moneuplotes crassus is the source of this 277-nucleotide messenger RNA. The record is from the annotation of a GenBank genome assembly. NCBI's taxonomy places the organism in Eukaryota, Ciliophora, Spirotrichea, Euplotida, Euplotidae.